This is a messenger RNA of Panthera uncia (snow leopard), 4448 nucleotides long. RefSeq names its product solute carrier family 9 member A9 (gene SLC9A9). Gene Ontology annotation, cellular component: membrane; recycling endosome. Gene Ontology annotation, biological process: proton transmembrane transport; regulation of pH; sodium ion transport. Lineage: Eukaryota; Metazoa; Chordata; Mammalia; Carnivora; Felidae. The record is from RefSeq and is a predicted model, not a curated record. Bases 1016 to 2977 code for a protein of 653 amino acids. Gene Ontology annotation, molecular function: sodium:proton antiporter activity. The transcript is spliced from 17 exons.
GGCCUGCCAAAUGGAAGGUGAGCUGAAGAAUCAUCACUGUUAUGGUCUAAGUCUUGUGAUUUUUGGAGCCUUUGUUGCUGGUGGCAGACUAUUCCUCAGUGACCUCACCACAUUGUUUUGCCACAGGACAGAGGAAGUUUGUGAUCUAUGGCAUAUUUCUGUGGGUCCUGGAUGUCUGGACCAGAAGCUCUAUAAAGAGAAAUCCAUGUAUGUAGUAUUGCUGAGGAUGGCUAUAUGGUUUCUUCCUUCAAAGAUAUGUGUUUAGCGUCUUUUCUUUUUUGACUUAACAUAUCCAAACAGCACAGCUGUAGAGAUGGGGACAGGAUUUUCUCUGUGUCUUUUGCUUUCAUUUAUUCUUGGUAAAAGGGAGCAGUUUAAAUGCUGCACUUGUGACUACCAGUUAUAUAAAGCCAUAGAGAAGGAGGGGGAGUCAUAUACUAAAUUCUUUUUUCAUUCUCACCUUAAAACAAAAUUCCUGUGAAAUCAUAUUAGGUCAAAUCAGAGCCAUCAAUUAAACCCUGUCACAUUGGUAGACUUUGGUUGGAGAGGUGAAAUCUGGCGUGUGAUUGAGGUUAUGAUUCGGAAUUAGCUUUUUGAACUUAGAAAAUGUUGCUGAUGAAAGGUGAUCUGUUUUAUUCUUAAUCUACAGUUCACCAGUUAUGCAGUUUAAGGAGCUUGUUUGAAACAAUAAGAAUCAUGACUCAAGAUCUCAGAAUGAUGGCUUGCAGGUUUGUCCAACAUGAGAGAUAAUUUCGUGGAAUGGAUUGUUUCAAGACCGUAAGAGUCCAUGAUGAAACUACACUCUGGAGUUUGAAAAGAGACAGGGCUGCUUUAAGAGAAACAGGAAGUUGUAACGAGAAGCCAUCUGAAUACUAAGGCAGAACGCUCAUGAAGUAGCAACUUAAGUGGCAGUGUUUAUUCUGAAAUCUUCAGGCAGCUAGACUGUUUCAGGCAAAUCUGGAUAAAAUAGUCCUUAUCCAGGUUUUUGUCUAAGGAAUUACGAGAAGACCAGAGAAUGGAGAGACAGCAAAGGUUUAUGUCAGAGAAGGAUGAGUAUCAGUUUCAACAUCAGGGAGCAGUGGAGCUGCUUGUCUUUAAUUUUUUGCUCAUCCUUACCAUUUUGACAAUCUGGUUAUUUAAAAAUCAUCGAUUUCGCUUCUUGCAUGAAACCGGAGGAGCAAUGGUGUAUGGGCUAAUAAUGGGAUUAAUCAUACGAUAUGCUACAGCACCAACUGAUAUUGAAAGUGGAACUGUUUAUGAUUGUGGAAAACUGGCCUUCAGUCCAUCAACUCUGCUGAUUAAUAUCACUGACCAAGUUUAUGAAUAUAAGUACAAGAGAGAAAUAAGCCAACAUAACAUCAGUCCUCACCAAGGCAAUGCUAUACUUGAAAAGGCACAUCUGCAGGAUGAAUUCUUGGAUGAGAUAUUGCUGAAUCAAAUGAUGACAUUUGAUCCAGAAAUCUUCUUCAAUGUUUUACUGCCACCAAUUAUAUUUCAUGCAGGAUAUAGCCUGAAGAAGAGACACUUUUUUCAAAACUUAGGAUCUAUUUUAACAUAUGCCUUCUUGGGAACUGCCAUCUCCUGUAUCGUCAUAGGGUUAAUUAUGUAUGGCUUUGUGAAAGCUAUGGUAUAUGUUGGCCAGUUGAAAAAUGGAGACUUCCAUUUCACCGACUGUUUGUUUUUUGGUUCACUGAUGUCUGCUACAGAUCCAGUGACUGUGCUGGCUAUUUUCCAUGAACUGCACGUCGACCCUGACCUAUACACACUCCUGUUUGGGGAGAGUGUGUUGAAUGAUGCAGUGGCCAUUGUCCUUACAUAUUCUAUAUCCAUUUACAGUCCCAAGGAGAAUCCAAAUGCAUUUGAUGCUGCAGCAUUCUUCCAGUCCGUGGGGAAUUUCCUGGGGAUCUUCGCCGGCUCGUUUGCAAUGGGGUCUGCGUAUGCUGUUGUCACAGCACUGAUAUCCAAAUUUACCAAGCUGUGUGAGUUCCCUAUGCUGGAAACAGGCCUGUUUUUCCUCCUGUCUUGGAGCGCCUUCCUGUCUGCUGAGGCUGCCGGCCUGACAGGAAUAGUCGCUGUUCUUUUCUGUGGAGUCACCCAGGCACAUUAUACCUACAACAAUCUGUCAUUGGAUUCCAAAACGAGGACUAAACAGCUGUUUGAAUUUAUGAACUUCCUGGCUGAGAAUGUCAUCUUCUGUUACAUGGGCCUGGCGCUGUUCACGUUCCAGAAUCAUAUCUUUAAUGCUCUUUUUAUACUCGGAGCCUUUCUGGCAAUUUUUCUGGCCAGAGCCUGCAACAUAUACCCCCUCUCCUUCCUCCUGAAUCUGGGCCGAAAACAGAAGAUCCCCUGGAAUUUUCAGCACAUGAUGAUGUUUUCAGGUUUGAGAGGAGCAAUAGCAUUUGCCUUAGCUAUUCGGGACACAGAAUCUCAGCCCAAACAAAUGAUGUUUACCACCACGCUGCUCCUCGUGUUCUUCACAGUCUGGGUCUUUGGAGGAGGAACAACCCCCAUGCUGACUUGGCUUCAGAUCAGAGUUGGUGUGGAUCUGGAUGAAGAUCUGAAGGAGCCCACCUCACACCAGGCAACAAAUAACUUGGAUAAAAACACAACCAAAACAGAGAGUGCUUGGCUCUUCAGAAUGUGGUACAGCUUUGACCACAAAUAUCUGAAACCAAUUUUAACCCACUCUGGUCCUCCGUUGACCACCACGUUACCUGAAUGGUGCGGGCCAAUUUCCCGGCUGCUCACCAGUCCGCAGGCCUAUGGGGAGCAGCUAAAAGAGGAAGAUGUAGAAUGCAUUGUGAAUCAGGACGAACUGGCCAUGAGUUACCAGGAGCAAGCCACCUCGCCCUGCAGUCCUCCUGCAGGGAGUUCACCGCAGACUCCAAGCAAAGACAACAUUUACGAGGGGGAUCUCGGCCUAGGAGGCUACGAACUCAAGCUUGAGCAGACUCCGGGUCAGUCCCAGCUGAAUUAGUGGUGAACAGUGCAGACGUAAUCACAAGUAAUGCCAGGCUCACUGAGAGAUACAAGCCAAGCUGGGGAGGCAGCAUGGGGAAUAGAAGCUGGAAAAUGCAGUAAGAGCACAAAUUGAAGAGAAUCAAAACCUUGUCACAAGUAUCCUCUAGUGCCUAAAGAAAUGAGAAUUUAUUAUCACCCCUCUCUAUUAUGCAACUGAAUUUAAGUUUUUGACAGCAGCCAUUUUUAUUAGCGACUUGGGUGGGGUGGGAAGGGCAGAGAAGCAAGGGAGUCAGGAGUCUCGCUGCUGUUAAGGGAGGAACAGAUACCCUUGUGUCUGAGGGGUUUCCGUUCAGUAGGCAGCUCUCCAGGCCUUCGCUUCAAUUUUGGAUUUCAUUCCCUUCAUUAGGGAGAGUUUAAAAAUAAGGAAAAAAGUUUCUGAGCAUAAAGAUCUGGCUCCUAAGCUGGAGGUUAUGCCAAGUUAUUUAGUACCUGAUUAUUUGUAUAUUAUAAAGACCUAGACUCCCACGUGCCCUUAAUGACCUCAGGGCUAUUUGCAAAGCCCAGACAAGGGAUCGAUACCACUGCUGAUGGCCUCACAGAAGCCGUGCCGUGUGGCCACCCACUGUUCUCAUGGGCAUUCUUGUCAAGCUGCUUCUCCCAUGGAAUGAAUCAAAGGGUUAGUUCCAGCUGGGUGCACCCUGCGCUAAAUGCAGCUCUGUUUUCCAACUUGGUAGGACCCUUCCAGGAAGAGUAGUUUUCUUUUCUCCAUACUAUAUUUUACCUGAAGAACAAGGCUCCCUGUCCUUGCUCGCAUUUGAGUCACUCCUUAGCCCUGUGGCAGGUCCCCUCUGUAUGCUGGGUAAUGAGAUUCCACAGCACAGGUUGUUCUCCACGUGGCAGGAGACAGUGCAGGAGUCCCAACCCGUCCUCCAAACCCAACACCCACAGCUGAUUAGCAAGAGCAGAAGCUAGAGGAGCAGAGCUGAUGAUGCAUAGACCAUACUGAAGACUCAAGGAUGCAGCCUAGGGACUCCUCUUACAAGAUAUGGCUCAUAGCCCAUGACAAACAGACCAACACAAUAGCUUUUAAUUCAGCUGCAUGAUCUGUGCCUUUUAAGCCAUAAAGAUACCUCAAGCCUAGCUUCUCUUGAAAUACAGAUGUUAAUAUUAGACUCCGAAAAAGCAGGCUCUAGUCUUAGGUGCCCAGGCUAUGAUGGGUCUGUUUCUGAAGGAGGUAGGGAAUGAUGUCUUCCUCAGGCCCAAAGCUUGAAAAUAACAUAUGCUUUGCUAACCAGUUGUUAGGCUAUUAACCAUGGUGGUGUCAGACACACGGCUACAUAUAUUGAUUUUCUUCCAAACAGUAGGAUCCAGGGGCACAAACUGUUUUAUACUCAGCUAAGUAUAAUCUGGUCAUUCCGGGUAAAUAUGCAAAUGGCAAAGCAUGAAGUUUUCUAUUUGACCUAAUCCUAAUAAACUUUUGUUAUAAA